Molecule: messenger RNA, 1096 nt
Organism: Candoia aspera
Lineage: Eukaryota; Metazoa; Chordata; Lepidosauria; Squamata; Candoiidae
Exons: 3
Coding region: 403-1029 (208 amino acids)
Source: RefSeq, a predicted model, not a curated record
UGGUUUAGUUCACUAGAUUAGUUUGAGGUCACAGGUCUUGCUUUUUGGCUCCUUUGCUUGGCAAGCUGACUUUAGAUACUAUUCAAUCAUCAUUAUUUGAGCGGAAUACUCAGUUACUCAGUAUAUAAAAUGUUAGCGCAGGUGGAGAAGGACUUGGACUUUCUCAUUGCCUAGCAAAAUGUCUUCCUAAAACCCCACCUGCUUGCAUAUUUUUAAACAAGAAAGGCUCUCAAACACAUAUUCAAAGUGUCUCCAGUUGAGGAUGUUUUCCUUGACCCUCCUGAUCUUCCUUUUCCUUCUCUAAGGAGUGACAGGAAGUCUAAAGAUGUUGCUGUGCAUGGACUGAGUUUAUAUCAAACUUAAAAUUAGCUGAAGAGUUUGGAAGCUGAAGAGGAGUGUAAGAUGUUUGCCCAUUGUGCUGGGAUUCUUCUACUUGUCUUGCACACUGCUGAUUCACAGGGGAACAAAGUAGAAACUGUUGUGGUCCCUCUAGGAGGCACAGUAAAUAUCAGCUGCAAAAUUUCAGCUGAAGCUUUAGCACGGACCAUGACCUGGUACAAGGAAGGACACAGUGAAAACCUGUGCAAGAUUGAUCAGGCUGCAGAGAACUUGAAAGGAGAAGAAAAGUGUUCCUCACACCUGUGUAAUCUAAUUAUCAACAAUGCACAAAGGAAUGACUCUGAAACUUUGAAGCCAAAUCAUUCUAUCCUUGUGCCAUCCUUCUUGCAGGAUGGACUUCUGAAGCAUGAUAUCCCUCUGCUCUGCUUCCUUUUCAAUGUUAACCCUAUUUCAAAUUUUGUCAUUUGGAAUAUUAAUGGAAUAACGUAUCAGGAUUGGAUGGAUGUUGACGUGAUAGAUGGGAAAGAAGCUUUUAACAUUUGGAGCUUGAAACUGAUUCCUCCAGAGGAGUGGCACCCAGGAAUGUCUUAUGCUUGUUCAUACCCAGGAAACAGAAGUGAUAUGCUGCAGUCUUCACAACAGGAAGUGUCCUCAAACAGGAAGCAUCACAGGUACAUCAUGGCAAAAUAGUCAAAUCAAUUGAUCUAUCCAAAAACUUAUAAUACAGUCAUCUCCAACCUGCUGUCCUCCAGUUAUG